UUUAUAGAAGAGGAUUUUAAUUUUAGAACGAAAGAGGACCACACCGUUCAUGCUGAACUUGUUGAGAACGCUCCAACAAACUUUUUAAAGGAAUUUUAUUCCCAAAAAUGUGGUGUAACAUUUCGAAGUAAACGCAUGGAGGCACCGUUCUUUGACGUUACUUAUAAAGUAUUUGUUGAGACAUUUCAUAGAUGAGAGAUAUUUUUCCCUUGCGAUGCUCAACAAAAACAUUAGGAAAAUUCCCUCUAGGCUACGCCCAUAAGAAAGUACAGAGAGAAAGUGCUACCAACCUGGGACAAACGGCGUAAAAAAUUGUGGCUACUCGCCUCUAUUCUCCCGAUGAUCCUCGCGAAGUACGUGGACAAAAACAGCACCCCUUGGCAAUGUUUAUCAUCCCUACUUGAAAUCAUGGGAAUAGCUUUUUCUGAAAAAAUAUCCACUGAAAUUGUUAUGUACCUAAAAACGGCUAUAAAGGAACAUUUAUCUUUGUUUAAAAAUGAAUACGGAGCAAGGUUGAUCCCAAAACAGCACUACCUGGUCCACCUGCCCUGCCAAGUGCUCAAAUUUGGCCCCCUGAUCAGGACCUGGUGUAUGUGCACAAGGAGAAACAUUCUUUUUUUAAAGACCUCGCAAGCAACAUUAACAACUUUAAAAAUCUUCCCUACUCCCUAGCCAUGAAGCAUCAAAAGGUUGAAUGUGCCAAUUCAAUUGUGUUUGACGAAUACACAGAUACCAGUCCACUAUUUGGCCAUGAGGAACACAAUGGAAAGGUCAAGGUCCUUGUUGGCGCAGAGGCGAAAUUAGUUAAAGAGUCUAUUGGGCGAUUUUAUAAAGUAGAA
Porites evermanni is the source of this 839-nucleotide messenger RNA. The record is from the annotation of a GenBank genome assembly. Lineage: Eukaryota; Metazoa; Cnidaria; Anthozoa; Scleractinia; Poritidae.